Molecule: messenger RNA, 1954 nt
Organism: Platichthys flesus (European flounder)
Lineage: Eukaryota; Metazoa; Chordata; Actinopteri; Pleuronectiformes; Pleuronectidae
Product: transmembrane protein 74
Exons: 2
Coding region: 190-1035 (281 amino acids)
Source: RefSeq, a predicted model, not a curated record
GGCUAUUCGACGCAUAUUCACUGAUAAGGCUUCUUUAAAGAUAAAUCCGCCUCCGUUAUGCGCUGUCACCAUCUAUAGUGACGAAGAGGAGGAGAAGACGAAGGGGAUGCUGAAGUAGCGCGGGAUGCUGUGGAGGGACAACAUCGUGGGAGGAAGGCUCAGAGACAACCAGCGGGUGGCGAUAACCGAAUGGCUUCUCCGGAGCCGCUUCCCGCAGAUGAGGCAGGGAAGCGGUCGGAUCCUCCCGACGUCCUUGACCGAGUUUCGGGUGCACCGCUCGUCCGCAAGUCGGGCGGAUCAACAGGAGGAGCGCUCCCCGGGGAGGCUGGCUGUAACCCGGCCCGCAGUUGCCAUGGCAGGUGCCUCUCAGCACCAAGGACGGCACCGCGCAAGGGCGGCGCGGAGCUCAAACUCGGUCACCUCGGCGACGAGAAAGUGCGACUUUGCUGCGAUGAGGAAUUAGAGACCUCAUUCACAUACAUUGAUGAGAAUGUCAAUGUGCGACUGGCCAGCCCGGCCUCUAGUUGUAGAAGUGCGCACAGACCCGUGCGCAACGGCGAGCCUUGCUCCGAGACGUUCCCGGAGCUCUCCUUCAUGUCCGAGGACGAUCUUUCCUUCGGGGAGGGCUCUGGAAGUUCUAUAGACUACGGCUUUAUCAGUGCAGUCACGUUCUUGGUGACGGGGAUCUCCCUGGUAAUCAUCUCCUACGCGGUGCCUCGGGAUGUAGUGGUGGACCGGGACAGCGUGUCGGCGAGGGAGAUGGAGAGGCUGGAGAUGGAGAGCGCCCGGAUAGGUGCCCACCUGGACCGGUGCGUCAUAGCGGGACUGUGCCUGCUCACGCUGGGCGGCGUGGUGCUCUCCACGCUGCUGAUGAUCUCCAUGUGGAAAGGGGAAAUGUACAGGAGAAAGGUCAUCGCUUACUCAAAGCGCUCCGCUAAACAUUACGGCUCUAUCAGCCUGAAAACUAGGUCCAGUCCCAGCCACUCGUCUGCGCACUUGUCCCUGGAGGAGGACAUGGAGGAAACUUUGACUUAACAUGCUGCUCUGCAUCCAACAAACCGCUUUGCAUAUAUAAACCUUUUGUGUAUAACUGAGUAUUUCACGCCAUUCACAUUCUCUAACAUCCUUCAUCCUACUACUGUAUCAUACACUCAAAAUAAGUCUGCAUCAUUUUGUCCUGUAGAAACAGAUCACAUGUUCUAUUAUGUAUCCACUGGAGAGCAGAAAAGCACUCGAAUGAAAAGUGAGCAAUAGGUAGAGAAACACAGUGUGGUGUCAAAUUGUUCUGAAUUGAUUUUACCACACCACAGCAUAAAAGUGAUUGUUAAGAGCUUUGUGUCACAAACCCUGGUUCAUGUGUUUUUGUACCACGGAUGCAAACUUCUGAGAGCUUCCAUUUAUUAUUAAGGCUAUUCAUAUUUAAUGCGAAUGUUUCCAGCAGCAAAUUUGUGCACAGACACAUUUCAGGAAGUCAGGAAAGUGUGUCCCCAGGGCAGGAGAGUGGGUGUGUGGGGGAUUCAUGGCCAAGCUGUCCCUGUCCACUGUGAUGGGGGAGAAUCAGUUCACCGAUCCACACGGUAAUAUCCAGUGACAGUGCCUCUCUGGUGCAGUGCUGAGGUAAGCCAGUAAGCCUGGCGUCAUGAAUCUGAGCCAAAGCUCCACGUCGGUUUGAUUGUACUGAGCUUGACUAUGGGCCACAUUCGACAGUGCUGACAUGCACUGUGCUCUCUCCUGGGCUCUCUGCUGGCUCUCUGCUGCUUUUGGAGCAGUGUACACAUUCGGUGGACACCACAGACAGUAGUUUAUAUCUUACUAAAUCACCUUAUUGUACAGUUGGAGUUUGUGGAAUAGUGAGCAUGCAGAGCCCUCGGUCUUGUCGGUGUGGUAACAGCAAACUGGAGGGUACAGUGACCCCAGAAUGAGAUGAGACAGUGAAAAGAUGGCCUAAAUUUCA